CGACCAUCGGCAAUCGCCAUCUUCCCUGCUGGUUUCUCAUUAGAUUGUUAGAUGAGCGGCGCAUUAGGUUACCCAUCCGCCUCCGUCAGCGUCGGCGGCAGCGGCGGCGGAGAAGGAGCUGGAGGACCUGCGCCUUUCUUGGUCAAGACGUACGAGAUGGUAGACGAUUCGUCGACGGACCAGAUUGUAUCGUGGAGCUCCACCAACAACAGCUUCAUCGUCUGGAAUCACGCAGAAUUCUCACGCCUCCUUCUCCCAAAAUAUUUCAAACACAAUAACUUCUCAUCCUUCAUCCGUCAGCUCAAUACCUAUGGAUUUCGGAAGAUUGAUCCAGAGAGGUGGGAAUUUUCCAAUGAUGAUUUCAUCAAAGAUCAGAAGCAUCUUCUCAAGAACAUACACAGGAGGAAACCUAUACACAGCCACACUCACCCACCUGCUUCUUCGUCGGUAGAUCAAGAGAGAGCGACGCUGCAAGAGCAAAUGGACAAGCUUUCACGCGAGAAAGCAGCCAUCGAAGCUAAGCUUCUAAAGUUCAAGCAUCAGAAGUCCACGGCGAAGCAUCAGUUACAUGAGAUGACUGAGCAUGUCGACGAUAUGGAGAAGAGGCAGAAGAAGCUGCUUGAUUUCUUGGAAACGGCGAUUCGGAAUCCAAUUUUUAUCAAGAAUUUCGGCCGUAAAAUCGAGGAAUUAGAUGUUUCUGCUUACAACAAGAAGCGGAGGCUACCUCAAGUUCAGCAAUCAAAGCCACCUUCAGAAGAUUCUCAUUUGGAUAAUAGCAGUGGUAGCUCCAAACCUGAGUCCGGAAACAUUUUCCAUCAGAGUUUCUCGAAUAAGCUCCGGUUAGAGCUUUCUCCAGCUGUUUCAGAUAUGAACAUGGUUUCACACAGUAUACAAAGCUCCAAUGAAGAAGGAGUGAGUCCCAAGGGAAUACUCUCUGGUGGUGAUCCAAAAGCUACACAAAUAAGAAGAGAAGGCUUACCAUUUGCACCUGAAGCACUAGAGCUUGCGGAUACGGGUUCAUGCCCGAGGAGAUUACUGUUGAACGACAAUACAAGAACGGAGACCUUGCUAACUUCUUCAGAGGAGACUGAUGGUAGCUUUUCAUGUCAUUUGAAUCUAACCCUGGCUUCUGCUCCAUUACCGGACAAGACAGCUUCGCAGAUAGCUAAGACUGCUCAUAAAAGCCAGGAGAUUGGUAGAUGUACCGAGAUAAACUUCAAAUCGAUAGAAACAAGUGUAAGCGAGAAAAACCAGGGUAAACAAGAAGAAGCUGUACCUGGAGGUAAACAAGCGAAUGCAGCUCCUCCAGCUAGAGUGAAUGAUGUAUUCUGGGAGCACUUCUUAACAGAGAGGCCAGGACCUUUAGAUAAUGAGGAGGCGAGCUCAACUUAUAGAGGAAACCCAUACGAAGAGCAAGAGGAGAGAAGAAACGGGAAUAUGAUGUCCCGUAAUACAACGAAUAUCGAGCAGCUGACCUUAUAAAGUAAAUUCAAAUGGUUACAUCAACGAGUAUGGUUCGUGGUUUUGGUAUAUGUAUCGCUGAGUAAGUAAUGAAACCGUAAGUAACCUUGUUGUUGUAAACUGUUGCGUCUCUCACAUGUUUUUGUUUUUACACUUGUAAUUUACUGUAAAUUUAAGUGCAUAGAAUUUAAAUUGAA
Messenger RNA from Eutrema salsugineum, 1658 nucleotides. RefSeq names its product heat stress transcription factor A-5. Gene Ontology annotation, biological process: regulation of transcription by RNA polymerase II. Gene Ontology annotation, cellular component: nucleus. The record is from RefSeq and is a predicted model, not a curated record. The coding region runs from base 52 to 1482 and encodes 476 amino acids. NCBI's taxonomy places the organism in Eukaryota, Viridiplantae, Streptophyta, Magnoliopsida, Brassicales, Brassicaceae. The transcript has 3 exons. Gene Ontology annotation, molecular function: DNA-binding transcription factor activity; RNA polymerase II cis-regulatory region sequence-specific DNA binding.